Messenger RNA from Lineus longissimus, 1287 nucleotides. RefSeq lists its product as uncharacterized. The transcript is spliced from 2 exons. The record is from RefSeq and is a predicted model, not a curated record. NCBI's taxonomy places the organism in Eukaryota, Metazoa, Nemertea, Pilidiophora, Heteronemertea, Lineidae. The coding region runs from base 1 to 1287 and encodes 428 amino acids.
AUGGCUCCCGUGCAGUCAAGACUGCUUGUGGCCGUUGUUGCGGCAGCUGCCGUUGCUGCUAUGGCAGUAGCCAUGGCCGCAUUGAAGAAGAAACGACGACGACGACGCCGAUAUUGGACACGGCCAUGGAUCCUUCGAAGAGCAUCCAAAGGGGCAUAUGCCAUGCUAAACGAGGAGCUCAGGCUGGAAGACCCCGCUUCUUACAAAAACUAUCUGCGUAUGGAUGAAGAGAUAUUUGCUGAUCUCGUUGAUAGAGUCACUCCAUACGUUUAUAGGUCAGACACCAAUAUGCGCCAGGCAAUCACUCCUGCCGAACGUUUAGCGGUGACGUUGCGUUUCUUGGCAACUGGAGAAACAUUCCAAAGUCUAGAGUUCUCAACAAGGAUUAGCGCCUGCACGAUAGGUAGAAUUGUUCCAGAGAUGUGCGAUGCCCUCUACACGGUUUUGAAAGGCGAUUUCAUAAAGAUGCCAGCGAACGCACAAGAGUGGCUUCAGGUUUCUAGAGAUUUUGAGUACAGAUGGAAUCUAUCCCACUGUCUUGGAGCUAUCGACGGCAAACAUGUGACUUUUCGCCCACCUCUGAAGUGUGGAUCGUACUUUUUCAACUACAAGAAUACCCAUAGUUUGAUUCUAUUCGCUUUGGUUGAUGCAGACUAUAAAUUUCUUAUGAUUGACGCAGGGACAAAUGGCCGUGUGGGAGAUGGGGGUGUUUUUGCUAAAAGUGACCUAAACAAGGCUAUAGUAGACGGAAGUAUAGAUUUUCCAGAUGCUGAACCCCUGAAAUAUUGUACCGCCCCAAUUCCUUAUUUUUUGGUAGGAGACGAUGCAUUCCCUCUGCAUACUUACAUGAUGAAACCGUACCCGUUCCGAAACCUUGAUAUUGACCACAGAAUUUUUAACUACAGGCUGAGCAGGGCGAGACGCGUUGUUGAGAAUGCGUUUGGGAUUCUGGCAAAUCGCUUCAGAGUCCUUCUUGCACCGAUGUUAUUAUCACCCGAUAAGGUAGAGAGAGUAAUCCUUGCUACAUGCGCCCUUCACAACUAUCUCCGCACGAGGAGCCCUGCUCGGUACUUCCCUCCUAGUUCCAUGGAUAGAGAAGACACGAGCAGAGGCCAGGUAACAGAUGGUGAUUGGAGAGAGGUGAGAAAGUCGGAAGUAGCAUAUGAACGCAUCUCAUCUCAAGCUGGCAACAGGUCUACAAAUGCGGCUCAGGCUCAGAGAGACUACCUUUGCUCCUAUGUCAAUAAUAUUGGUCGAGUAUCGUGGCAAGGUAAAUUUGCAGCGUAG